AUGCCUGGCCGAACACUUCCCACCUUCACGCGCAGCGAAGUCGAGUCGCACAACACCGAGAAAUCGUGCUAUGUGACCAUCAAGACCAAGGUGUUCGAUGUGACCGAUUUUCUCAACGACCAUCCAGGUGGCGGCGACUUGAUCAUGGACUAUGCGGGCAAGGACGUUGAAGAGAUUCUCCAGGACGGCGAUUCGCAUCCCCAUUCUGAAGCCGCCUACGAAAUCCUCGAUGACUCGCUCGUAGGAUACGUCUUGCCCGGGAAGGCCGUGGGCGUGUCUGCCUCGGCCCAGGCAGAGUCGCUGCAGAAUGGCACCACUGAAGGUCAUGGAGCCACAGAGACCAGCACAUUCGUCCACCCACGGACUGGAAUGUCUCGCGAAGAGGACCUGAGCAAAGAUACGGACGCUUCGUCAGACUACAAGAAGCACAAGUUCCUGGACCUGGAACGACCGCUUCUGAUGCAGCUUUGGAACAGCGGCUUCAGCAAGGAAUUUUAUCUUGAUCAAGUCCACCGCCCUCGCCACUACAAAGGCGGCAAGUCAGCACCUUUGUUCGGAAACUUCCUGGAACCCCUAUCCUUGACACCAUGGUGGGUCGUACCCAGCAUCUGGGUGCCGGCUGUCAUUUACGUCACGUCUGUUGCGAGCCAGGGACUCGGUCCUGUGGCUACUGCCGGUUAUUGGGUAUUUGGGGUGUGCUUCUGGACCUUGAUAGAAUACGCCAUGCACCGCUUCCUCUUCCACAUUGACGGAUAUCUCCCUGACAACCGCGUCGGUAUCACCCUGCACUUCCUGCUCCAUGGCAUCCACCACUACCUGCCCAUGGACAAGUACCGCCUCGUCAUGCCGCCGACUCUGUUUGUCGCCCUCGCCGCGCCGUUCUGGAAGUUUGCGCAAUCCGUCAUCUUCUGGAACUGGUACGGCGCUACCGCUGCCUACGCUGGUGGCGUCUUUGGCUAUGUUCUUUACGACAUGACUCACUACUUCCUGCACCACCAGAACCUUCCUCUGUGGUACAAACAACUCAAGAAGUACCAUCUCCAGCACCACUUCCUUGACUACGAGCUGGGCUUUGGCGUCACCAGUAAGUUCUGGGACGACAUCUUUGGUACCACGCUCCGCCCUGUCGUUAAGACCAACUAG
Molecule: messenger RNA, 1143 nt
Organism: Emericellopsis cladophorae
Lineage: Eukaryota; Fungi; Ascomycota; Sordariomycetes; Hypocreales; Bionectriaceae
Product: Ceramide very long chain fatty acid hydroxylase-like protein
Exons: 2
Coding region: 1-1143 (380 amino acids)
Biological process (GO): fatty acid metabolic process; lipid biosynthetic process
Cellular component (GO): membrane; endoplasmic reticulum
Molecular function (GO): fatty acid 2-hydroxylase activity; heme binding; iron ion binding
Source: RefSeq, a predicted model, not a curated record